Messenger RNA from Ostreococcus lucimarinus CCE9901, 852 nucleotides. RefSeq lists its product with no specific name. Lineage: Eukaryota; Viridiplantae; Chlorophyta; Mamiellophyceae; Mamiellales; Bathycoccaceae. The record is from RefSeq and is a predicted model, not a curated record. The transcript has a single exon. Bases 1 to 852 code for a protein of 283 amino acids. Gene Ontology annotation, biological process: recombinational repair.
AUGAGACCGAUACCCGGUCCCGCAAACGCCUUCGCGUCGCGUGAAAACAUCGCACACGCGCGCGCGAACGGUGAAGGCGACGAAGGUGCGCGUGAGGCGACGCCCAACGACGCGACGAGUUCAAAUCCCGCGGCGACAGCUGAAGAUGUCCUCGACGCCGCGCUCUUCGCGUCCGCGCCUUGGCGCCGCGCGCUGGACGCCAUCGACGUCGAAAACUUCGACCCGAAUCGUGCGGAGUGUAAAUACAACGUCGCUUGGUUGCGUCGCGGUGGAUGGCGAUCGGGAAGGGCGCCGCGCGUGGCGGGCGCGCUUCGCGAGCUCGGCGCUACGUCGAACGGCGACGGCGCGGGAACGCUGUGCGAUCCCACUGGUGAGAUUAGAGUCAUCGUGCAUCGGGAAUUGAUGAUGAGUGAGCGUGCGCUUGCCUCGGGCUGCGCGGUGGUGCUGCGAGACGUGCCGGUGUUGAGUGUGGAUGCCACGGCGCACGCGCUCGCGGUGACGAGCGAAAACUUAGUGGCGGUGUUUGAGGCAGACGUCGAUGCGUACGCUGCGAGCGCAGCGAAGCGAACGAGAAUCGAGCGCGAAGCGUUGCGAGAGCGGUUAAGAGAAAGCGCGGUGAUCGAAGCGGUGAGCGGAGUCGACUGGGAAGACUUUGAAGACGUCGCCGGAGAUUUUUCCGGGUACGGCGGCGACGCGCCACCCUCGGCUGAAAUCGACCACAACGCGCGCGAUGAAGAGACAGUGCACACGGACGAAAUGAUGAAUGAUGUGACGACCGCGCCCACGCCCGAUGGACCGAGUGACUUCGCGCUGCAGCUUGCGGCGCUCUACGCCGACGACGGGGACGCUUGA